GUAUUCCAUUUGAUGCUGUCAUCUAUGUACGGUACUUUAACCGAGGUAUGAUACACUUGCCGUAUCACGUUGUCAUAGUGACCACGGCUUGUUUGCAUAUCGAUGUGAAUUUAAAUCGUGGUUUCAUAAUCACGCUAAUAAACAUUCGCGGUCAAUCGGUUUAAACGCAUGUUUUUACAGUCUACAUCGGAUAAUUAGAGAUUGCCGUCGCAAUGAAUGACAUCGUGACAAAUCUCGUGAUUGAGAAGCAAUUCGAUUUCGACGAUCUACAUCCGUCGUCGCUGGAUAAACGUCCGGAGGAUGAGCACGACAUAGAGAAAUCCACUAGUACUGUCGUGGAGAUCCUGCAGCAACUGCAACGCGAAUUGUGCCUGAUCAAAUUGUGUUGGCCGGAUGUCUCCAUAAUGACGGAGGACCUCUACGUACAAUCACUUCCGAAUACCUACCACUGCGUCAAUGACAAGGAGCGACUGCUACUAUGGUACGCAGAAAAUUUUCGACGGCAGUUCCAUGCGAAGUACGCGAAUCGCCGACCGUUGUUGUUAGCCUGCGAAAAUGAAUGUCGUGUACAAAAAUUUGUAUCUACAAGUAUCAAACGAAGUACGCUGCCGUAUCCGGAAUUAUAUACAUGGCAUGGAUGUGUACAAUUCAUCAGUGAUAACAUCGUGUAUCAGCCACUAGCCAAAGCUUUCAUUAUGGUAAGUAAACAAAUCUGGACAAGAACGACUUGAGAUUUUCUUUUUUGUAUAUUUCCUUUUUCAAUGAUAUCGUCGCGCGCAAUUCAAAUAAU
Molecule: messenger RNA, 790 nt
Organism: Acromyrmex echinatior (Panamanian leafcutter ant)
Lineage: Eukaryota; Metazoa; Arthropoda; Insecta; Hymenoptera; Formicidae
Product: coiled-coil domain-containing protein lobo homolog
Source: RefSeq, a predicted model, not a curated record